This is a messenger RNA of Cylicostephanus goldi, 854 nucleotides long. Lineage: Eukaryota; Metazoa; Nematoda; Chromadorea; Rhabditida; Strongylidae. The record is from the annotation of a GenBank genome assembly.
AUGACUUCAUCGGAGUUUAUGAACGAUUAUCGAAGGAUGCUGCUUGCUUUGCCAACUUCACGUAGGGUCAAACAUGAGGCAAUCUCCUCAGAGAGUCGUCCGAGCUAUAGCGAAGAAAGGCGCGCAAGCCAAAUUUUCUACUUAAUUGAUUCCUUGGCCCACAGAGCAGAUCCAAGGAGGUUCAAAAGCAUAGGAGACUUGAAAAGAUAUUAUGGCGAUCGAGUCGAUAUCGCGCUUGGUGAGCUGCAGGAUGUUGGAGAGACAUACGAAACUGGAAGAUUACAGCGUCGUGUAUGGGCUGAGAAAAUGCAGUCAAAGCAAAUGCGGCAUUUUUUCGAGGAUGAGUUCAAUGAGGGAUGGUAUCAACCAAUCAUUCACGAUAUAGAGCACUCUCUCCACAAAGUGAUAACGGAAAUCGAAAAAGAAAACUGGCCGAAAUUCCAAAGCUAUGUAGCAAAUGGUAGUGGCAUUAAGACUGGAGCACUCCUCUUUUUCGACUCGGUCACUAAGGAAAAUCAGAAGAAGUUCGAGGAAAUCAUCAACGACAUGUACAACUGCACAACUGGGGAUGUGAAGAAGAUAGCAAAUGAGAUGUUGAAAGAAUUCAAACGUCUCUACCGCGAACUUCAGUCAUCCUACACAAACCUGUUCAAGAAAGAGCUAAAUGAAUACCUGGAGAAUUUUGAGUUUGGAACAAAGUUUGUGAGCGAGAAUUUUGCAAUGGUAAAUGUGUUCUUGCAACAGAUGCAUUUGGAACGAUGGAGCCAAGAUAAUACCUAUGGUUUUUGGAGUCUCGCCUGUGAGUGUUUAAAGGCAAAUUUUAAGAACCCCUUUUUACAUUUGUUCAGGUGAUA